UGAUAUUCUCAACUCUCAUCCAAGGUUCGCUCUCCACCGGCGCCUUACAUUUGCAGACGCGGCGCCGCACUAAUCCGUACCAUUUUCCUUUCGCUGACAUCGGUGCUACGAACUACGACGCAAUCAAAAACAGACAGCCAUGGACCUCCUCUCGACCGUCCGCAAAACGGGUUCGCGCGGCGGCGUCAACUUCAGCUGGGACGAUGUCGCCACCUCGCAGUACCGCGAGAACUACUUAGGCCACAGUCUCAAGGCGCCUGUCGGGCGAUGGGCCAAAGGGCGCGACCUAAACUGGUAUGCAAAAGCCGACCCGACGGCCGCCGAUUCGGGGGAGACGGCGGAGGAGAAGGCUGCGCGAGAGCGCCGCGAGGAGAUCCGCAAGAUCAAGGAGGCCGAAGAAGAAGCGAUAUCCCGGGCGCUCGGCUUGCCCAUCAAACCGCGCAGCGCAACAGGAGCCAAUGCUGUGGAGGUGGACAGCUCGAAAGUGCCAACCCGCAACACCGAAGACGAAGAUUCGAAGAAUGUGGCACCAGCGACGGAAUCACGCAGCAGGCACAGGGACUCGAACCGACCCAGAGACUCAGACCGGCACAGGAGGAGGCACAGGAGCAGGGAUCGCGACCGGGACAGAUAUCGGGAUCGUAGCCGGAGCCGGCAAAGGAGGCGGGAGAGCUUAGAUGACAGAGAGAAAGAGUACCGUCAGCGGAGGAGGAGCCUUAGCCCAGAUUACGACCGCCGUCGACAGGAAAGACGGCGAGACGAGCGACGCAGCCGGAGUCGCAGUCGGAGUCGCAGCCGUGAACGAAGUCACUGGAGGGACGACCGACGGCGGAGUAGGAGCAGGAGCGUGGACAGAGCUGGUAGCAUGAGGGCCGAUGGCAGACGGCGGAGCAGGAGCAGGAGUAGGACGAGGCGCCAUGACCGGGACUACAGGAGAUAGCCCCACACCAGAGCAUAUCUUCUGCCGGUUAACUACUUCGAAUCGAGUUCGCCAGUUCUUGUUUGGUCAUACAAGGUUCCGGGGUUUGAAUUGUUAUUUUUCGUGACUGACCAGGGUCCUGGACGCAGCUAAGGAGCCACUUACGUAAGUCUCUCCCAACAAGUCACUUUUCUCGCAGUU
Messenger RNA from Thermothielavioides terrestris NRRL 8126, 1120 nucleotides. RefSeq lists its product as uncharacterized. Lineage: Eukaryota; Fungi; Ascomycota; Sordariomycetes; Sordariales; Chaetomiaceae. The coding region runs from base 140 to 940 and encodes 266 amino acids. The record is from RefSeq and is a predicted model, not a curated record. The transcript has a single exon.